Molecule: messenger RNA, 1299 nt
Organism: Clonostachys rhizophaga
Lineage: Eukaryota; Fungi; Ascomycota; Sordariomycetes; Hypocreales; Bionectriaceae
Source: the annotation of a GenBank genome assembly
AUGAAAUUCAUCAUCGUUGGCGCUGGACUGGGCGGCUUAAGCGCGGCUCUCUGUUUCGCAAGACGUGGCCAUGAAGUCCUGAUCUUGGAACGAAAUCCCGCGCUCACACCACGAGGCGGUGCGGUCAACAUCCGCCCGGGUGCCAGCCGUAUCAUGCGAGAGUGGGAUUUGGAGGCAGACCUGGCUAAGAUUUCCGAACAAACACCCAAUUUUCUUCUCCGUCGGAUGGACACAGGUGACAUCUCGAUGGGUAGCGCUGCAGUUGAUAUCUCUUCGUUUCCUGACUGGGGCACAUUUCGCCAAGAUGUCGUUCAGCUUCUAUAUCGGAAAGCCUUAGACAAGGGAGUUCGGAUUAAGUUUGGCUCUACUGUCAGCAACGUUAGCGAGGAUUCAGAGGGUGCUUCGGUCUCGUUAGACAACAGUACUCUUGAAAAGGCAGACGUGCUUGUCGUCGCAGACGGGAUCCGAUCAAGACUCCGAUCAAAGAUACUCCCGGGAGGUCCCCGAGCGACAGAUCCUGCCAUCAGUCGCGUAACGUUCUACGGAUUCCAAGUGCCUGCAGAUGAUCUGCGUUCACAUCCAGGCACAUCUCGGCUCAUGGAUCAAGUCAGUGGCAACUGCUGGCUAGGCAAGGGCGCCUUUGUCAUUACCAGGUUCAAUUCCAGACUGCAACGCGUUGGCUUUCUCUUUGGGGUCGAAUCGGAAACUGACCAAAAAGCACUGUGGGAAGAGCAUGGCGAUAUCAACUAUGUUCGAGAAAGAUUUGCAGGCUCAACAUGUAGUGAGCUUGAUGUUGCGCUGAGCCUGGCUACGGAGUGUGAUCGUUGGAAAUUGGCUGAGAUGCCCGAUUUGCCGCGCUGGUCGAGCGAUGGGGGACGCAUUCUCCUUUUAGGCGAUUCAGCCCACGGUAUGCAUCCAAAUGCAGCUCAGGGAUACUCACAGAUAGUUGAGGAUAUUGCUGUCUUGGACUUCUUGAUAUCGCAUCACAGCGAGAAAAAUAAAGGGCUCCCUCUCGGACACGCCCAGAUGCAGAGCGUGUCCCAGGCCUGGCAGGCCAUAAGGAAGCCUCGAGUGGAACGAAUCAAAGCGUAUUCUAGAUGGAACACUGACCUGUUCUUGGGAAAAGGAGCCCCGAUGCCCGGCAGCCAAUCUGCUCAGCACAGUCUCAAGUCUAUGAAGAAUGUUCAACCAGACAUAAAUGCCAACUUUCAGUCGUCCCGAUUUCUCAAGUGGGCUCUCGACCACGAUGCUGUGGAUGAAGCGAAACAUUUCGUCAAGAAAUUAGAGCCGAAGCUCUAA